AUGCAGGUUCAUCGGGACCCUUCUGCUCUCAGCCCUGCUGCCUUGGCCAAGCACAGUCAGGAGGAGGCAUGUGAGAAUCUGUGGCAGAUCCAGCCUGUCUCUGGGGGGCCUAGUCUGCAAAUGGGGGCUCCCCACCAUGUGUGGGGUGUUGGUUAUCAUCCGGAGUGUGCCAGUGCCAUCCACUGGCAAUUCCAUGUGAUAGGGCCAAAAGUGCCCAUCAUUGCCAAAGUUGGGGAAGAUGCUGUGCUGUCCUGCCAACUUAGCCCAAUGAUGAACGCUCAGAACAUGGAUGUAAAAUGGUACCGAAACCACUCUUCAGCUCUUGUACAUCAUUAUGGUGCUUCCCAGGAUCAUACAGAGAAGCAGAUGCCAGAGUACCGAGGGAGGACAGGGUUUCUGAAGGAGAACAUCACCAAAGGGCAGGCGGCCCUGAGGAUCCAUUCCAUCCGCCCCUCAGAUGGUGGGGAGUAUAGCUGUUUUUUUGAAAGCUCCACAUACUAUGAUGAUGCAAUGUUUGAAGUAUUGGUGACAGGUUCGGGUAUAGCCCCUCAGAUUCAUGUUGAGCCUGGCAACAAGAAAAUUAAGCUGACCUGUACAUCCACCGGGUGGUACCCAGAGCCUGAGGUGCACUGGAGGGACCUGAAAGGACAGCUGUUGGUGCCAGAUGCUGAGACAAAGGCAACAGAAGCAAAUGGACUAUUUCGUGUGGAAACAUCUGUAACAGUGGAUGGAAGUUCAAGUGGAGCUGUCUCCUGUCUCAUAAGAAACCCAAUCCUCAGUGAGGAGAAGGAAGUGUAUAUUUCUGUAGCAGGACACAUAAAUAAAUUGUUCGAUUCCUUACUUCAAGAGAAAGAUUCCUUACUUCAAGAGAAAGGACACAUAAAUAAAUUGUUCGAUUACUUACGUCGAGAGAAAGAGGAAAUAAAGGAAGAGAAAG
Messenger RNA from Condylura cristata (star-nosed mole), 937 nucleotides. RefSeq names its product butyrophilin-like protein 2. Gene Ontology annotation, biological process: regulation of cytokine production; T cell receptor signaling pathway. Gene Ontology annotation, molecular function: signaling receptor binding. The annotation marks the transcript as partial. The transcript is spliced from 10 exons. The record is from RefSeq and is a predicted model, not a curated record. NCBI's taxonomy places the organism in Eukaryota, Metazoa, Chordata, Mammalia, Eulipotyphla, Talpidae. Gene Ontology annotation, cellular component: external side of plasma membrane.